Maylandia zebra (zebra mbuna) is the source of this 3071-nucleotide messenger RNA. It is a transcript of the gene tob2, whose product is annotated as transducer of ERBB2, 2. Gene Ontology annotation, cellular component: nucleus; cytoplasm. NCBI's taxonomy places the organism in Eukaryota, Metazoa, Chordata, Actinopteri, Cichliformes, Cichlidae. Gene Ontology annotation, molecular function: transcription corepressor activity. The record is from RefSeq and is a predicted model, not a curated record. Gene Ontology annotation, biological process: regulation of gene expression.
GCAAACUGUCAGCUGAAGACAAAGUGGGGAAACCUUGGAGAGGCUUUCAAUUAUUUGGGCAGCUGUGGGGGAGAAAAAAAAUAUAUAUUUAUGAUGGUGAAAAAAAUGUAAACUAUUUCGCAUCUGAACCAGUGAGUCGACACAUGAAAUCGGAGUCCUCGUAAGGGAAUUUAAAAAAAACAAAGACAAGCUAGUACAUCAGUGAAGCUAGUUGAGGACCUGCCAACACAAAACAGCCUGUAACCUGCAGCCUCUGCCUUCAAGGUGCCUUUACCAUGGUGACACUAAAAGAAUCAAACACUGCACAAUAAGCCAGAGGGGGACAAAAAGAUUUGUUGCCACUGCAUUGCCUCACUUUCAUCUCAUCCCCUUUGAACACUUUGUUCCCACACUGGCACUAACCCGGUGCAGACAUGCAUCUGGAAGUGAAGGUCGCGCUCAACUUCAUCGUGUCCUACCUGUACAACAAGCUGCCUCGUCGACGAGCCGACCUGUUUGGCGAGGAGCUGGAGAAGAUACUAGUUUCUCGUUUUGAGGGUCACUGGUACCCCGAGGCCCCACUGAGGGGCUCUGCUUUCCGCUGCAUUCACCUGGGUGCACCGAGGGACCCUGUGGUGGAGUUGGCUGCCAAAAGAAGUGGGCUGGACACGGAGGAGGUGCGGGCAAAUGUUCCUGCAGAGUUGAGCGUGUGGAUUGACCCUUAUGAGGUGUCCUACCAGAUUGGAGAGAAGGGUGCGGUGAAAGUGCUCUAUCUGGAGUCCCCCCCUGGCCUCGGUUGUGACAGCGAGCCGGCCGAAGGGGUCAUCAGAGAGGCUAAAUUAGAUGCAGAGGUGGAGGAUGCCAAGAGCUUGGGCUUUAAUCCAGAUGCUCAAGUGUUUGUACCAGUUGGAAGUCAGGCAUCUCCUUCCUUAAUGCCAUCCCUCUCCAGUUCUCCCACACCCCUAUCUGCCCAGUCCUGCCCUGGAAUCUUCAGCUACCCCAGCUCCAGCACACCCACCGAUCCCAGCAUCCAUUCCUCCAACACAUCUACUCCUUCUCCUCCGAGCGGCGGUCUGCCCUACCUCUCCACUCAGCAGCCACCUGCUGCUCUUCCUGCUGCCCGUCCACAGCCAAUCACCUUCACCACUGCCAGCUUCGCCGCCACCAAAUUCGGCUCCACCAAAAUGAAGAAGUGCAGUGGGGCCGGGUCAGGGUCUGCAGGCUCUGGUGUCAUCGUACCACCAUCUCAGAGGAUACUCUCCCGCUCUCCUACCACCAUCUCAGCACCAGAGCUGCUUAAGCACAAGCCCCUCUCUCUCUCCUUGCACUCCCUCGGGGGUCCCAUCCACAGCCAGCUCUCCCCCAACGCCAAAGAGUUUGUCUACCCUGGAUCUCCAGGCCCUCUUUACUUUGAUGCAGACACCCAGCCCAUGCAGCCUCUUACCAGCCCUUUCCAGCCCUCGCACACUAUCAACACCCACCCACCAUUUGAUCCGUUCUCCAGCCCUCCUGCCCAGAGCGUGGGCAUCAUUGGCAGCAGUGGAGGGAUCUCUUACAUGGAGAAGCCACCAUUUGUUGAGGGUUUAGGAAGCUACAACCUGCAAUAUCCCAGCCAGUCUUUCCAGCCUGUCGUGCUGGCCAACUAAGCCUUCAUUUGUAAUAAGAAUUGUUGCAGGAGCAGUUGGGUGUACGGCAAAGACCCUCCUGAUAUUUUCAGUUUUUCUAACAAAUUGUUCUAAUACUAAUGUGUGUUAAGAAUUAGUUUUACUACAAAGAUUUACAAUGUCCACUAAAUAUUUAGUGUGAUUUGUUUGGUAUCUCUAGAACCCGCCCCAAACCCCACCCUGCUCCUACUUCCUGUGUCCAUUGCUGUUACCCGUUAUUUGUAUUUGUGUUGGCUUGGAAUGGGUGCUUCUGUUUUUUUGUUUUGUUUUUUUUUGUUGUUUUUUUUUUUGUUGUUGUUUUUUUUGUCCACCUUUUUGCCGUCUCCAAUUUCAUGUUUAUGAUUUUGCAAUGAAUGCUAAUGUGAGGUUUUUUUUUUCCUUUUUUCUUCUUGUUUUUUGGGACUUGUAGUCUAGUGGACUCUAGUAUAGCUCCAUUUUGCACUGCACUGUCAUGCUGUGAAAAAGGACUUUGCCAAGUCCUGCAGGGAACGACGGCUGUGGAAAACUCAGCACUUUGCUCUGCAAUCUGCUCUGCCCUACUUGCCACAAAUACGGGGUGGGGUUGGUGGAGGGGCUCUGCUCUCUGUGCAUGUAGUUCGCUUCUGUUUGGUCGUGGUUCAGAGUGAUUGAGAGACUCGUUGCUUGCACAGUGAAGCCCUGUUACCUUUGAAACAACCUGACGCACGGGCAUAUUUCAAGUCUUGUUGGUGGACGCAUGUUGAAAGCAGGUUAUCAUCAGCUGGAAUGGGCACGUGACCGGGGUUUCAAUGAAGCAAGGGCAGCUAAGGGGAGAAUCGAGGCGCUAAGAGUAAUGUAGUUGAAUGUAUUGUACCUGUCAAGGGAAAUUGCAGCUGUGAAGGUCAGCAAAAUGGAUUUGGGGGUGGGGGGGGUACCUUUUUUUAUGAAUGUGAAAACAAAUGAAUCUUUUGAAUUUUAAGGCGAUAACCAUCUGCUGAUUAGGCCAGUUGUGCACAUAAAGAUGCAAAUUAUGGUUUCACACAUAUUCACACAUAUUCAAACAUACACCAGUCAGCAGCAUAUGAAGGUGAACAGGCAGGAAGGAUGAGAGGUGGGGGUGGGGGGGUGGGAAUGCUGCAGUAGCUCAGCAUUAGGGAUUGUGAUAAAUGGCUUAGCAUGACUUUGACUAUGAAGGAGAGGCUUUCCUCUGCAUGGACAGGAGGGAGGGAGGGAGGCGGUAAGAGAGAGAAGCAGCUAGAGGGUUCUGUUGCCCCCUGUGCCAUUCAGGGUGUACUGGCUUAGAAAGCAACGCUUUAACACCCAGAGCACGUUUCUGAUGGGCUUAAAUGGUAUUGAAGCCAAAGGCUCACUAUUCUCUCAGUCCUCUUAAAAUUCUCCAGCGAUCUCUGCUCCUCCGGCUGUUGCAAAGGAAAAACCAGAAUUGUACAGUUCAGGUUGCUCUCUUUAUUU